Messenger RNA from Medioppia subpectinata, 2343 nucleotides. NCBI's taxonomy places the organism in Eukaryota, Metazoa, Arthropoda, Arachnida, Sarcoptiformes, Oppiidae. The record is from the annotation of a GenBank genome assembly.
AUGAAUGACAAGCCGUCCACCGAUGGCCACAUCGGCGCCGACAUCGGACUCACCACCGAUGAGGCGCUCAAACGGCUCUAUCAACAGAUCGACGAACAGCUGACCGAAUGUCGCGUGCGUCCCGACGGCACAGACACCGUGUGGUACCUAUUGGUGGAGUCGUUCCGACACACGUCGGUCUCGUCGACCUUCCGGUGGCCAUCGAUGGCGCUCUUGACGUACGCGACGAUUGUCUACUAUAUCGGCUACGCUUACGGCCACUUCACCGCUCGGGUGCCGCUCUUCAUAGAGGCCACCAUUCUUCUGGUGACACUCGUGUUCAACGUUGUGCUCACCUUCUGGAACACCCGCAGCCGUCACGCGGAGAUCCGACGCAAAGCCCAACUCCUGUCGCAACAGAUCCGCCGCUGUUAUGACAGCCAACAGUUGAUUGAUUUGUGGAAAUCGCAGCGCUAUUACCCGCACGUGAAUACACCCCAAUCGCCCUGUAUUUCACUCCAGUGGACGUUUCGCGACCGCCGACGCGUCAAUCUGCCCGCACCGCUGCUCGUGGCCGGCGAUGUCAUACUCAUGAGUCCCGGACGCGCCGCACCCGCCAAAUGUCGCUCCAUUGAUACGGUUGUGACGCCGAUUGUGGUCACAGCUCCUCCUCCACCGGCGCCGUCCAAUCAAACCCAUAUCAAUACAGACUCCAUAUCUGGUCCGCCGCCACCGCCUCCGUCCGCCACUCAUUACUGUUUAAACAGUGGCGAACUGUUUGUGCCAACUGUUGACUUCGCCACCGACUCAUUCACAAUACCCCGCCUGAGACGGGCGGCCAAAGCCGUCCGAUUUGUGGUGUUGGAGACGCCGUUCAUAUCGGACCUGAAGACCGCCAUCUCUGCCCAAUCGACGCGAACCAUUGCCACCGCUUUCGAGAAGGAACUCAAUCUGAUUUCUGUCCGCUAUGUGGAGCGCAUAAUAAUACCGGUCAUUUGGACGGUCAUAACGCUGGUCAGUGCCAUACACUACGGCUAUCUCGAGUCGUUUGGCAACGAAAUGGUCACCACGUGGUCGGCGUCCAUCACUCUAUUGAUGUUACGGCCAGUGAUGGCUAUCCUACCGCUGCUGCCGCUGGCGUUACCCAUCUGUUGGCUUACGCUAAACGUCUACGGAUUGUCGCAUUUGUUUCAAAUCUGUGCCUCAAAUUUUGACAAACAGGACAUCACUAACAUUGAGGGCAGUCCCGGAAGUAUACUCACCGGCAGUAACAUCGGGAGAGCGAAGGAACAGUACUUCAAGACCAGCAAAGAGUUUUACAUCGAAGAGCUCGACUCCGAGCGCUCUACCGCACCGCUCAUUGACUCCAAACUCAGUUGCUUUGAUAUGAUAUUUAAGAUGAAGGACUUAUUGUCCAGUAAUGACACGAACCUCUGGCGUACGGCUAAUCUGUUGCACGUUUUGGGCAGUAUUACCGCAUUCUGUUGUGUCGACAAAAAGGGUAUCCUCUCGUGGCCUAACCCGACGGUCGAUAAGGUCUUCUUCCUGACCGCCAAUCACUCGAAGUUGAAUAAACAUAUGUCAGAAGAUUCGGACACCAAUUCGGACGAAGACUCGGAUGACUCCGACCGACACCACAGACACGAUAAGCGAAAGCAUAAGACUUCGCUGAUGUCGAGCUCGAAAGCCGAUUGCAUGCAACUGGACAUCACUCACGACCCGCACAACGCCUAUGGCCUGCAAUUCGAUGACACCGAAUGGCAAAAGUAUUUAUCAAACCUGAAACCUCUGGGUUUAGCCAUUUUGCUCAAUACAUGCAAUCAAGAGGCGCAGGAAGAUUUCAUCCAAUUCUGCGAUCACGUGUCCUGUGAGUCACUUCACAACGAGGCGGCCGUUCCGGUGGUCAACAAGCGGUGUCUCUGCGAACUCGCCCGACAGAUAGGCUUCACGGAGAACGCCAUCAAAGGCUACGAAUACAGCUCACAGAUAGCGAUGUUUCGCCACAUCCGACCGGAGGUCAUACAGAAGGGAAAACUGGCCAAAAGCCUCAACUUUCCGCGCCUGAAGAUGCCGUUCCCGAACAUGACAUCAGCGGUGAUCAAAGACGUCUAUUCCAACACAUUUCAAAUCUUCUCUCAGGGAACGGGAGAUCUGAUACUCGACGCCUGUAUGGAGUACUGGGACGGACACGACCUCUCCGUACUGACCGACUCCGACCGCAAACGCAUUCUCGACUUCUACCACAGAAGUAGUCUCACCUCCUAUUGUACAGCAUUUUCUUACGUUCCGCUCAAUUCAAUGCAGGAAACCAUUAGUUUAAACGACUGUUACAUUGAGUUGACUCCCGAUUCGAGUCAUUUGUUU